UGGCCUGGGCUGCGUGCGAUCUGAUGGCCAUGCAAACGCGAGCAAUGAGCACCUUACCGUGGACCAGCUGUGUGUGCCUUGGUUUUCCACGUCCAGUCCCAGUUCUGGACCCGAGUCUUACAUCAACUUGAGGCAAUCGGAUAAGGCAGGCACUUUGCUAAUGUAAUUGGUCCUCGUGAGCGACACCAAAAGAGGCCUUCAAGACAUCCGGCCGGACUCUUGUUUUGCUUCAACAAACAUCAACAACAACUUCCCACAAGCAUUGAUACUGCCAAUUACCAGAGAGAAUAGAACCAUUUUCUGGCUUUAUUCCGACCUCGAUUCCUUCCGUUCAUACUUUUGGACUACAACUUGAAACUGUCCAAAGCCUUACCAACUUCGCCAUCCUCGCAUACAAGGUAGCGCCAGAAAGCAAACGCCAAAGCUCCCUCACGAUGCUUCGCUCUUCGCGUCAACUCGCGCGGAUUGCUCCCCGCAAAAUCGCAGCUCCCUCAGCAAUCCCGUCAACAUCCUUCUCGACGAGGUCUCCGUCGAGUGCUCUUCACACCCCCAGGCGACCUGCUUCGGCCCUCCAAGCUCGUCUGCUUCCCUUGUCCCUCCAAGCGCGAUACACAAAUUCGCCCUACGACAAGAUCGAUAAGAAGGCCGAGGCCGAGAUUGCAAAGAAGAAGCUCGAGUCUAACCCCGAGGCGGUUUCGACAGAGUCGUCUAGGAUCCAUCUCUUUGAGCCGGAACCCGCAAAAACACAAAAGGAAGAGGAUCUCACGGGAGGACUCAAGAAGGAGUUGAACAUUGUCAAGGAUACCUUCAAUCUCAGCGAAGUGCCAAGGGAGCCCUACUUGCUCGGUCUUGCAGGCACUCUGCCCUACCUUGCCACAUCCCUGAGCACAGUCUACCUAAGCUGGGACCUGAACCUCGAAUGGCCCUCUACGUCGACAUUUGCAAACCAUAUUUACAUGAAUCAUGAUUCAGCGCAAUACUGGCUGAGCCUCCUCGAGCCUAUCCAGCUCGGAUACGGCGCCAUCAUCAUCUCCUUCCUUGGAGCAGUCCAUUGGGGCAUGGAAUACGCCGAAAAGACGCCUCAUCCCACCCGAACAAAGUUCCGCUACGGCAUGGGCGUCGUCGCGCCUAUGAUUGCCUGGCCAUCCCUCCUCAUGCCCGUCGAAUAUGCCCUCACCUCGCAAUUCGCCGCCUUCACCUUCCUCUACCUUGCCGACACCCGAGCCAAGAACAAGGGCUGGACCCCGCAAUGGUACGGAAUCUACCGCUUCGUCCUGACUGCCAUUGUUGGAGUCUCCAUCUUUGUCAGCUUGGUUGGUCGCACCAAGAUUGGCAACGCACAGCCCCAUAUUGGCGAGGGCCUAGCCGAGAGCAUGCACCUGGGCAAGACCGACACCACCAAGGACUGGGCAAAGCUCGAGGAGGAGGAGAGAAAGAAGCAGAAGAAGGAGAAGGAAGAGGCUGAGAAGAAGAAGAAGGAAGAAGAGAAGAAGCAAAAAGAGGAGGAGAAGAAGAAUGCCAAGAAGGGUGACUCCAAGAGCAAGACCAAGAAGGACGACAAGAAGGAUACCGGUGCCAACAAGAAGGACGACUCCGAGGAGGAGGAGGAGGAGAAGGAGGAUACUAAGCAAGAUGAGGACGACAAGAAGGAUGACGAGAAGGAAGAAAAGUCCGAGGACAAGGAUGACUCCGAGGAUGGGGAUAAGGACGAUGCCAAGGACGAUUCCAAGGAUGAGGGCAAGGAAGAGGGCAAGUCCAAGUCCAAGUCCAAGGACGAGGGCAAGAAGAAGGAGAAGAAGGAGUAAAGGCGUUGUCGGAUUGAUUCCCACAGCAGUCUGGAGUUCUCCCGAUUACUUUUUUCCUAUCUGUACUGUAGUUGUAUCUGCGCGGCGGAAGAACAUUGCGAGCCAGGUUAAAUGGGCAAGGCGUUUGGGGCAUUUCAUGUACACCGCGGAAGCAAGCACUAUAUUCAAGCAAUCUAUCGAUUACCAAAGGAAUG
Colletotrichum scovillei is the source of this 1999-nucleotide messenger RNA. RefSeq lists its product as uncharacterized. The record is from RefSeq and is a predicted model, not a curated record. The transcript has 3 exons. Bases 435 to 1805 code for a protein of 456 amino acids. Lineage: Eukaryota; Fungi; Ascomycota; Sordariomycetes; Glomerellales; Glomerellaceae.